This is a messenger RNA of Thlaspi arvense, 339 nucleotides long. The record is from the annotation of a GenBank genome assembly. Lineage: Eukaryota; Viridiplantae; Streptophyta; Magnoliopsida; Brassicales; Brassicaceae.
AUGGUGACCGCCAAGAAAACGAAGAAGUCUCACGAGGGUAUCAACAGCAGGUUGGCUCUUGUGAUGAAGAGUGGUAAAUACACUCUUGGUUACAAGUCUGUCCUCAAAUCCCUCCGUGGCUCCAAAGGAAAGCUAAUUCUCAUCUCCUCCAAUUGCCCACCGUUGAGAAGAUCGGAGAUUGAGUACUACGCAAUGCUCGCCAAAGUUGGUGUUCACCACUACAAUGGAAAUAACGUUGAUUUGGGUACAGCUUGUGGAAAGUACUUCCGUGUUUCUUGUCUGAGCAUCGUUGAUCCUGGUGAUUCUGACAUUAUCAAGUCAAUUCCUGGUGACGAGUGA